AUGUCAAUCCCUCGCGGACUAAGCUCCCAUACUGAUCAUAUGACGAUGGAAUUGAUGCACCACUUCUAUCAGAACGUUUCUGGGAAACUUGCUUGGGUAGACCUCCCAACAAAUCCAUGGAAACAGGUUAUCAUACCACUUGCUUGGGCGUCAAAAACAGUUCUACAUGCCGUCCUUGCCCUGUCAUCGGAAGAUAUGGCAUCAAAAUUCGAAAUAAGCCAUCCUCAUCGCCAAUAUUUACAACGCAUCUCUCGGAAUCUGCGGAACCAGGCUUUGGUCUUUUUGGCUGAGCAAAUCGGCGGUAUGAGAAAAGAGAGCUCUAAUUCAGAGCUUGAUUCCAUUCAAUCACAAUACGCUCUAGCUUCGACGUUGAUAUUGUACAAUGUGGAGUUGCUCGGAGCCGAGUCGCUGAAAUGGCGGAUGCAUCUUCAAGCGGCUAGGGUAAUUCUGCAAUGGAAAGAGCAGGCCUUUCCCCAUCUUUCUCUUUCGAAUGGAAAUGAAAUUGAUUCCUUCCUCCUUUACGAGCAGUACUAUGCGAGUGUCUUUGCGGGGCUUACGACUUUCGAAACGCCGAAUGACCCGGAAAAGGCCAUUCAAUAUGCCGAUAGUACUGCCAUCUUUGGCGAUUUUGUGAAUAUUAUCAAUCGAGUCACUCGGACCGAGCGCCUACAGUAUAGCAAUCAAAGCUAUGCACGGAAUCCAGCUUUACUCAAAACCAUGAUCAAAGAGCUCGAUGAGGCGAGGUAUCGGAUGUCGCAGUCUGGCCACAUACUCCCAUUUCAGACAGACGAUGCACGCGUCAGCUUCCAGCAUCUCGUCUGCAUCUUCCAUCACGCUAGUUUGAUAUAUAUCUACCAUGCUCUGGCGGAUGAUCCUUUGAUUAAGCCGAAGCUGCAAGAAUUGAGAGACUCAAUCCUAGAUCACUUGUCAGCUCUCCCUGAUAAACGCGCCUUUGCUUGCGAUUUGGUGUGGCCUUUGUUUAUUGCGGGAACGGAAUGUCGGGGGUCCUGGGAGAAACAGCAAAUUGUGGCUCAUGAGAUUGAAGUCGUUAUGGCAAUUAGUGGUACUUUGGAUCGACGAAAGGUCUUGUCGUUCUUGCGGCGGUUUUGGUCUUUGGGGCAGAAUAGAAGCAUUACGUGGAUUCAACUCAUGAGGGAGCAGGGUCCAGGCUAUCAAAUGCUCAUUCUAUGA
Messenger RNA from Penicillium verhagenii, 1191 nucleotides. Its product is annotated as fungal specific transcription factor domain-containing protein. Gene Ontology annotation, biological process: positive regulation of transcription by RNA polymerase II. Gene Ontology annotation, molecular function: transcription cis-regulatory region binding; DNA-binding transcription factor activity. The coding region runs from base 1 to 1191 and encodes 396 amino acids. Gene Ontology annotation, cellular component: nucleus. Lineage: Eukaryota; Fungi; Ascomycota; Eurotiomycetes; Eurotiales; Aspergillaceae. The record is from RefSeq and is a predicted model, not a curated record. The transcript has a single exon.